CUCAGCUUGCCACAUAAUAGAGUUAUUUCAUUACCUGCGAAUUCAGGUUGGAAGAAGAAUGCUACUGUUUGAAGUUGACCUGGACAGGAACUGGAAAGGACUAUUUCAAGACAACUUCUGCACAACUUGCUGCUGGUUUUCUAAAUCUUAAGUGGUGUUUAAAGAUCUCAUUCUUUUCUUAUAUAUCACUUGGCAAAGUAACAUAGGCAGCCCUUCCAGAAAUGGGGAAGAGGCGGAGAACCACAGAGGGCUGGCGUGUGAUGGAGCUUAAGGCCCCUCUGUUUUGUAUGAAGGAAGAAAGUGAGGAGCUUGUUGGCUGGCUAUGCUCGUUCCAAACCACUGUAUUAAGCAAACUCAAUUUAACUCUUUGAUGAAAAUGCCCAUUCACUGAAAGAUGUGAGCAGGCAGAAGUGAGACGACUGGGGGCAUGCACACUCCGCACCGCCCGCCGUCCCCGCCCCGUUCCUCUCCCUGGAACGACAUGGCCGUCAUGGGCCGAGGGGCAGCGGCGGAGCUGUGGGGGGUGCUGCUGCCGCCGCAGCGGGCGGCCGAGGGCUCGGAGGACGAAGAGGACGAAGAGGUCGAGGAGGAGCCUCACUUGGAGGAGGCUGCGCUGCUGGACGCUAACGGGAGGGAGAUGGCGGCCGCCCUGCCCCCGCGACGAGCCGUUGUUAUACAAGAGAGCUCCAAAAAGGAGUAUGAAGUAGUUGGACGCUUUCCAUUAGUUGGCCCCUGGUGGACAGUUAAUGUUAAAGUUAAAAAAGGGGGGUCCAAGUACUUUGUUCAAGGAUAUCCAUCCUAUUUUCUUCGGACCAAUAUAGAAGACAACAACCGAGAAGUCUUCUCGCUCUUUCUUAAGGAAUGUAGAGUUCCAGAGCAUUUUAGGCAGCUGUUUUUUGCUUGGCUUCCUGCAAAGUCUACUCUAAGUUUUGGGAAUCUUGAAGAAAAACUAAAACAAUUCCAAGUUUCACACUUACCAGCAGGAAAGAAACAAGGAGACACUAAGGAUUUUGAUAUCUUAUACCAUGUUUGGAAAUCAGUUGCAGGGAAAGCAGUGUUGGUAGCCCUGACUCACCCGAUGAUACUGGAAUUCUUGCCUACUCUUCUGCCGCGCCAUUUCUGCUCUCUUUUGGAUAUGGUGUGCUGGAAGAGAAAGGCUGAAAAUGACGAUACGGAUGGUGAGAUGGUACAUUCUGAAGAUGAGAUACUAACAAAGUUGGAUGAGAUAUUAAAAAAUGAGCCAUGGAAACUCGGAUUCAGCAGGAUUACCUACAGGGAACUGAAACUUUCUUACUGUGAGGCAACGUGGGACGCCUUCCGUCAGUGUGAACACCUCCUUCGGAAGAUCCCUGACUUGCAGAAGAAUGCUUUGAUUCUGUAUAAUAAACUCAAGAAACACUGCAGAGAAAUGGGACACACUUACGAGGAUCAGGAUGAAUUAACUCGUUUCGUAUCUGAAGAUAUGUCCAUUGAGAGUGCUUGGCAAUCUCUGGAAUUUCUGAAAGAUGAGAAUAUAGUGAUUAGGGAGAAGACACUGGUGUUUCUGCCUCAUCUAUACAAAUCUGAAAAAGACAUUGCCAUGUAUAUAGGUGAUCUCCUGUCAAAAUGCCCGUGGCAACUAGAUGUUGAUGUGAGAAAAAUACUUAACGCUUCUGAGAUGUCAAGAGGAGUUGUAGACAGUAAAACUAAUGGUAUCCAGGCUGAUGAAGUGGAACAUCUGAAGGAAGAUAACCCAGACAAUCAUCACUGUGAAAAUCAGCUUCCUGAAAGGGAAGUGGCGUCCACAUCUGGUACCCAAAGUAAAGCAGAGGUAGACCCAGAUCAGGUGAUUGCUCUUGAAAAGAUUUGUUCUAAUCCUGUCACGAUCAUAAGUGGGAAAGGAGGCUGUGGGAAGAGUACAAUCGUUAGCUGCCUUUUUCGGCACUUAAAGCAGAUAGAAAAAGAAGUGGAAGCUGCUUCCAAGGACUUUGAAGAAGACCUGGAUGUGUCUGAGGAAUGGGAUACUUUUGAUCAUCAUUGGGAGUCAGAGAACGCUUGCACAAAAAAUCCCUUGAAUAUUCUAUUUACUGCACCCACAGGGAAGGCAGCGAGUCUUCUGAGUGAGAAAACCAAGCUUCCUGCAUACACUCUGCAUCAGAUCAUCUAUAGUUUUAAAUCAUGGAGGCAGACUGCAAAAGAAGUGCCAUGGAAGUUUUCUACUGUGACAGUUCUGAUUGUGGAUGAAGGAAGCUUGGUGUCUGUACACAUUCUUAGCUUAGUUUUAAAACUGUUAUGUGAGCAUGCUCAGCUUGCCAAACUUAUUAUUCUAGGUGAUACUAGACAGCUACCAAGCAUAGACCCUGGCAACAUGUUAGCUGAUAUCUUUAGUAGUCUAAAAUCAAGAGGACUUUCUGUGGAACUGCGAACAAAUCACAGAGCUGAAUCACAGCUCAUUGUGGAUAAUGCAACAAGAAUCUCUCUCCGGAAGCUUCCUGAAUUUGAUGAGGUGCUGAAAUUUUCUGGUUGGAAUAAAGAGCUGGAAAUGCCAAGCCCUGAGAAGAAAUUCAUUUUUAUUGCUCUGCCUUCUGAUGGGGGUUCUGAUAAUUUGCAAGCUGCCAUAAAGGCUUUACUUAAAGAAGGACCAGGAUUGCAGGAUGCCACACAGUCACAGUUCAUUGCUUUCAGAAGGCAGGAUUGCGAUCUAAUCAAUGAACUUUGCUGCCAGCACUAUUCGAACCAUUUAACCAGAGACCACAAAAGACGACUUUUAUUUCAAGUUGAUGACAAGAUUUCCUGCACGAGAAAUACGUACCUCAAGGAUCUCUUACCAGAUGCUGGUAUUGAACGGGAUCCUGAUAAAUGCAGAAAUGGAGAAAGCACCCUCAGUACAGGGAAUACUGAGGAGGGCAAACGACUGUGCAAUGGAGAUAUAUUUUUCAUAACACAUGAUGUAGAAAUUAAUAAGCAGCGCUUGUUGACCAUCAGCAGCACAUAUGGCUCCACGUACACUGUGAACUAUAAGGCUCUGAAGAAGCUCUGUCAUAUAAAACAUGCGUGGGCCAGAACUAUUCACACAUUUCAGGGUUCUGAGGAAAAAACAGUUGUCUAUGUGGUUGGCAAUCCAGGCCGUCAGCACUGGCAGCACGUGUACACAGCUGUGACCAGAGGACGCUGCCGUGUCUACGUUAUUGCUGAAGAGAGGCACCUCAGGAGAGCAGUCACUAACAAUAACUUUCCCAGAAAAACUCGCUUACAGAGGUUUUUGAGAGAGGCAAUUGCAAAUGCAAACAACUGUCCGACACAGACGUCAUCUCCUCUGACAAAGAGACAGCCAGGUCAAGAGCCUGGAACUCAGCCUGUUUCCUUAACUCAAGAUGUUCCUGACCCACCCGAACCUGGAACUGAGAGGAUUCAGCAAGAAGGGUCAGCAGAUCUCAAUAAAGAGCACGUGGGUCAUUCGCAGCAGAUAAGUCCGUAUAAAAGACAACAGAGUCAUGCAGAGGAAUCAGAUAAGCUAUUAGAAAAAGACACUCCACUUGGGACUGCCAGACUCAGGAGCCUCACUUUGGAGCAAGUCACUCCCAGGAAGCUUUUCAAAAGCUGACAUAUGUUUAACUGUCCUCUGCAGGGCGUUGAAUGUUCCUCUGACCUUUUGUGGCAGUGCUGCGAUAUCAAUGAGACGGCUGUGUGUGCAGGGCAGGUGAGCUCGUUCAUGGAUUGGAAACAGCAAUAGGGAUACAGAUAACAGUUUUAAAUGACCAGAAACAGCUCCGUGGGGUGAUUGCUUGGAUGUGGUGACUCUACAAAUGUACAAACCCAGUAUCUUUAUACUCACCAAGAACAAUAAUUACCAAUAACAACUUGAAUACUGGAAUAAACCAAAGCAGCUGCUGGUGGGCGUAUAAAGCAACCGGCAGUAUUUUAUUGCUUGAGGGGAGUGGAGAGAAUCUGUGAUGUUUGUAAAAGAUAUUUACAGUUUUCAAUUCUAAAAACGUGUUGUAAGGGGAUGCUUAUCAUAAAGAAAGCUGAGAACAAAGCAUUUUAAAUGGGACACCGGUCCCCCUCCCAAGAAAUGGUUUGGCUUAAAAAGCUCACGUAGAACAGUAGAAGUUGACAGGUUUAUGGAUCAUUAAAGAACUUUUGUAUCAAUCUCCCGCUGCUAUUGUUUUUAAAAGUCAAUUCUCUUUUAAAACCUUUCUAAUUUGUCUGAAUCAUAGAAUCAUAGAAUCUGAACGCGUUUCAGUUUUACUCUCGUCGGUAAUCCUCUUUCAGAGGUUUUUAAUCCCACUAAAAAAAGUCUCUGCUUCAAAAGCCCUGCAGGCUGCAAGACCUGUCGUUAAAUACUUCAUUGCAUAGGGAAUAAUAACAUCUGAUCUAAUCAAAUCUAUCACGGUUGUUGGGGAGCAGUGUUCACCACAUGCUGCAGCUUCCUACAAGCAUUCUGUUCAAACAUCUAACCUGUGCUUUGUCUACAGAGCGUGCCCUGCUUGCCAGCGGAAUGCAGGUCCCCAAAAUGGCAGCGCUGGGCAGGUAACGAGAGCACGGGAUGCAGCACAGUGUUCUUCCUCAGCGAGCUGACACUGACUUCCUGCUAAAAUGCUUUUAAGAGUCAUGUAACCUGGACACCACUGGUAGGAGUUGUUAACACGUUGCUUUUUCCCUCACACAGCUGCUGCUGCUGAAGGGAAAGGACCGUUUCUCUUAUAUCAUGUAUAAAUAUCUUUGUGUUUUGAGGAAAAAAAAACAACAA
Messenger RNA from Coturnix japonica (Japanese quail), 4729 nucleotides. It is a transcript of the gene HELB, whose product is annotated as DNA helicase B. Gene Ontology annotation, molecular function: single-stranded DNA helicase activity. Lineage: Eukaryota; Metazoa; Chordata; Aves; Galliformes; Phasianidae. Gene Ontology annotation, biological process: negative regulation of double-strand break repair via homologous recombination. The record is from RefSeq and is a predicted model, not a curated record.